Molecule: messenger RNA, 1341 nt
Organism: Tetrahymena thermophila SB210
Lineage: Eukaryota; Ciliophora; Oligohymenophorea; Hymenostomatida; Tetrahymenidae
Exons: 1
Source: RefSeq, a predicted model, not a curated record
AAAUUGACUAAGUUUUGUAUCUUUUAAAAAGGGGUUUUUGUCAGAGAGCUUCCAAGAAAGAUAUUUUUUAAUGAAUAAUUAUCAUUUUGUUUAUCAAAAAGAGAGACAAACAUUUAAACAUUUAUGAGGAAAAAUUAAUGCAAAAUUUUUUUUUGGCAUUUUAAUUAUUUGAAUUUAUUUUUUUUUAUGAGAUCUUCUUCUUCAUUUUAUUUUUAAUAGGAAAUCUCAAAUAAAUUAAAUAAAUUUUAAAAAAAACAAGAAAAUACAUAAACAAAAUUUUUAAUAAAAAAGAAAAAAGCUCAGUAAAUGUCACAACAAAAAAGCAGAGGAUACAAUAAAUCUGACCAACAACACAACUAAUAUAACUAACAAAAUCAAGAGCCACCCAAAUAGGUUAAGCCUACAUAUUAUGAUCUUGAAUUGAACAGCAAGAAAAAUGCAAAUAGCGUUUUUAUUAAAGCUCAAGUUGUUAGCAUUGAAGAAUAAGAAUCAAAAUUCCCUACUAGCAAUCAAGCUAAAACUUUGAUUGUAAGUCUUGCAUAAAUUCUUUAAGAAAGAAACUAAACCCAAAAGGCUUAAAUAAAAGUUCAUCCUCCCAACCCAAUCUUUUACAAGGACCUAGAAGAAAAAUAAAAGGAAAAGCACUACAACUUUUUCUUAAAUGCUAAGAAGUAGCUUGAUAAUAAUGAACUUGUUUUGAUAGAAAUUUUGAAUGGUAAGCUCAAAAGAGAAAAAGAAAACAAGUAAAGGGAUAAUAAUGAAACUACAAAGAAAUAAAAAAUUAUUUAACUUAAAGAAUGGACUUAAGUUAAGAAAUGCGAGAGAUUCUUCGAGAAUAACGAUAAAAAGAUGGGAGAAAUCAAUCAAAUUAAGGAUAUUACUGCCAACAACAAAUAUGUUAAUAUUCUUGCUGUAGUCACUGCUAUUAAACCUUUAGGAGAAAUUGCCAAAGGAAGCUAACUCUUAUCACCAGAAUUCAAAGCCGAAAAGCCUGAAGAUUAACCCCUUAAUCAUCAUAUCACUUUACGUGAUUAAACUGGAGAAAUACAUUGUAUUCUUCCUAAUAUUGACAAGUUUAAGAGCUUUAUAUAAUUGGGCAAAUAUCUCUUCUUCCAAAAGGCCUAAAUUCAACAUUCCAAAAUUAAAGAAGGAGAAACCAACAUCUUCUUAAACAUCUACAUUAAUGAAAAGAAGCAAAAGCCCAAAGGUUUCAUCUGGGAUUGCUCUAGUUUACCUGAAUUUGAAACUGCUAUUCCAAGUAUUAAGAGCUCUACUAAUUUAAUCAAUGUAAGCAAUAAAGUCUGGAUUGUUAAAGUUCCUCAAACUCAAACUGCUCAAUGA